Messenger RNA from Triticum aestivum (bread wheat), 647 nucleotides. RefSeq names its product plasma membrane ATPase 2-like. Lineage: Eukaryota; Viridiplantae; Streptophyta; Magnoliopsida; Poales; Poaceae. Gene Ontology annotation, molecular function: nucleotide binding. The transcript is spliced from 5 exons. Bases 69 to 647 code for a protein of 192 amino acids. The record is from RefSeq and is a predicted model, not a curated record.
CAAUUUAUGGAUGCUUUCAGGUUCUCACAUCAAUCGGAAACUUCUGCAUUUGCUCCAUUGCCAUUGGGAUGACCAUCGAGUUAAUUGUGAUGGCGGCUGUUCAACACAGACCGUACCGCCAGACAGUUGAUAACCUUCUGGUGCUUCUCAUUGGAGGGAUUCCAAUUGCGAUGCCCAUGGUUCUGUCUGUAACUAUGGCUAUUGGAUCACAUAAGCUUGCACAACAGGGUGCUAUUACCAAGAGAAUGACUGCAAUUGAAGAGAUGGCCGGAAUGGACGUGCUUUGCAGUGACAAAACAGGAACAUUGACACUCAACAAACUGACUGUAGACAACAAUAUAAUUGAGGUUUUUACUAGAGGUUACGAAAAGAGUGAUGUCGUGUUGAUGGCCGCAAGGGCCUCAAGACUGGAGAAUCAGGAUGCUAUUGAUUGCGCUAUUGUUGCCAUGCUUCCAGACCCAAAAGAGGCGAAGGCACUGCAGAUCCCCGCCGAGCAGGCCGCGCUGGUGCUCGGGGUGCUCGCCGCCGUGCUCCCCGGCGACGACGACGAACCCGCAACGGAAGGAGCUGGCGCCUCCCCGCCCCCAUCUAGCCACUCCGUCCAGAUCCUCCUGUACCCGCAGCAGAUAGAGAGAGGGAUGAUGUGA